Messenger RNA from Anopheles funestus (African malaria mosquito), 1181 nucleotides. Its product is annotated as luciferin sulfotransferase-like. Bases 53 to 1069 code for a protein of 338 amino acids. The transcript has 4 exons. Gene Ontology annotation, biological process: sulfation. The record is from RefSeq and is a predicted model, not a curated record. NCBI's taxonomy places the organism in Eukaryota, Metazoa, Arthropoda, Insecta, Diptera, Culicidae. Gene Ontology annotation, cellular component: cytoplasm. Gene Ontology annotation, molecular function: sulfotransferase activity.
AGUUAAGCGGUGCUACGAGUAACAUACUUUGUGUUCCUGUACCAUCUUCAAGAUGAUAUACUACGAAAAGUAUAACAACGAGUAUACCGAUCGAAUUGAUUGUCCCGGAACUGAAAAGCACUAUCGUCUAGUUCGACGAUCCUUACCGAUACUUGAUGGAGAGGAACAGCCUUCAAAAGGGGCAGAUCAGUGGUGUAUCAUGAUAGAAAAGUUUUUGCCUUUGUUGAAACCGAUACAACAAAUGCCUGUGUACGCCGAUGAUGUGUGGGUCAUCACGUUUCCCAAGUGUGGUACUACCUGGACACAGGAAAUGGUUUGGUUACUGAACAACGAGCUUGAUUACGCUCGCGCAGCAAAACUAACACUCGAGGAACGUUUUCCUUUUCUGGAACUCUCAGGUGCCCUUUCCCUGAUGGACGGUGAUUCCGUCGGUAGAGUGCAAGAUUUGCCACGUCCACGACAUAUCAAAUCCCAUCUUCCGGCAAUGCUGCUUCCGGAUGCGAUGCGUACCGCCAAGCCCAGAAUUAUCUACGUUUCGCGCAAUCCUAAGGAUGCGGCCACUUCCUUCUACCAUCACUAUCGCAACAUCGUGGGAUAUGAUGGGCCAAGGGAACACUUUUUUGACGCAUUUCUCAACGAUAGCCUUAUCUAUGCACCGUUCGGAGAGCAUGUCCGCGCGUACUGGGAAUGGAGUAACCGACCCGAUGCAGAUAAUUGUCUGUUUUUAACGUACGAACAAAUGAAACGUGAUUUGCGUGGUGUGAUCGGACGAGUUAGCAAAUUCCUGGGCAAACAGUACACCGCCAGCGAAGUGGACGAGUUGGCAAAACACCUUUCGGUGGAAUCGAUGAGAAACAACAAAUCGUGCAACAUGGAGGACCUGCUGGAAUGGGCUAGGAAUACAACCUACAGUGAAGAGCGUAAAAAGCACACGAAAAACAACUUUAAGUUCAUUCGUAGCGGAACGGUUGGAUCAUACCGGGAGGAUAUGAGCGAAGAAUACGUCCAACGCUUUGAGCAGUACGAAAAAACCAUCACACAAGGAAUCGAUUUUGAUUUUUUCUUCUAACAAUUCCCACGGUUCAAGGUUAUCCAUCCCAAUUUUUUUGGUCUAAUUGAAAGCGUGUACGAGUUCCCCCCAAAAAGCAAGAUACAAUAAAUUCUUUCAUUCACCUACCUGA